GGGCCUCACCCGGAACCGAGGCACGCUCCGCGCCUCUCCGUUUGCUUCCCGGGCACCGGAGACCGGUACCGGCAGCGGGAGACUCGUCCCGGCUCGGCUGGGCUCUCCUCGGCUCGGUUGCUGACGCCCCGUUUUCCCUCUCCCCUCCCUCCCCCCCCUCCCUUCCCCACCCAGGCCGCGCGGGUGCCGCCAUGUCGUCGGUUGCGGCCGCCAGCUGCGAGCCCAAGGGCGGCGGGGAGGCGAAGGGGCAGAAGCAGCCGCUGAAGCCCUGCUGUGCCUGCCCCGACACCAAGAAGGCGAGGGACGCCUGCAUCAUUGAGAAGGGGGAAGAAAAUUGUGGACACCUAAUUGAAGCCCACAAAGAGUGUAUGAGAGCUCUGGGCUUCAAGAUAUGAGUGAGAUGAGCAGGACUGUGAGUGUGAUGAUGCCUGUUGUGUGACUGGUGGACUGGAAGGCUGAAAAAUAAACUAUUUCUGCAAGUUACUUCAAAGGACAAAUAUGAACAAAGUAUCUAUUUAUAAGAGUCUUUAAUUGUAGACUAGUCAUGGUGUACACAUCUGCAGCUUUUCCACUAUUAGCUCUUCAUUGCUGCUAUAGAAAAAGUUUAUUUUCCCCCUCUUAUUUAAAGUCUAAAAUGACCAGUGUUCCUGACUUCUGUUUCUUUUUGAAUAAAAAGUGACAAUGGUCAUUCAAAA
Oxyura jamaicensis (ruddy duck) is the source of this 695-nucleotide messenger RNA. RefSeq names its product cytochrome c oxidase copper chaperone. NCBI's taxonomy places the organism in Eukaryota, Metazoa, Chordata, Aves, Anseriformes, Anatidae. Gene Ontology annotation, biological process: mitochondrial respiratory chain complex IV assembly. Gene Ontology annotation, molecular function: copper ion binding; copper chaperone activity. The transcript has 3 exons. The coding region runs from base 192 to 395 and encodes 67 amino acids. Gene Ontology annotation, cellular component: mitochondrial intermembrane space. The record is from RefSeq and is a predicted model, not a curated record.